This is a messenger RNA of Bactrocera tryoni, 1214 nucleotides long. RefSeq names its product gustatory receptor for sugar taste 64f-like. Gene Ontology annotation, cellular component: membrane. Gene Ontology annotation, molecular function: sweet taste receptor activity. Bases 181 to 468 code for a protein of 95 amino acids. The record is from RefSeq and is a predicted model, not a curated record. NCBI's taxonomy places the organism in Eukaryota, Metazoa, Arthropoda, Insecta, Diptera, Tephritidae. The transcript is spliced from 2 exons. Gene Ontology annotation, biological process: detection of chemical stimulus involved in sensory perception of taste; sensory perception of sweet taste.
UUCAUCUGCAAUUAUAUGGAUGUUUUCGUUAUGACUGUUAGCAUUGGCUUGGCAGCGAGAUUUACGCAGCUUAACGAUAACUUAUUCAAGUUCAAGGACAUAAUGAGCUUACCUUACACACUUUCAAAUAUCGCCUUACACUUUUAAUUGCUUAUUUUGGCUGACUGACCGACACAGCGUAUGCCUGAGAUGUACGGGUCGACGCAACACAAGCAAGACCGGAACUUGUUCGAGUUCUGUGCACGCAUUGACGGCGCCAUUCCGCUCAUCACGAUGACAUUUUUUGGAAUAAUUUUGUAUAUCAUUUGUGCGCAACUGUUGCGUAGUCUAAACAAAAUGUCACCGCUCGCCCAUGUCGCGUGCUUUUACUUUUCGCUAUUCUACCUUAUCGGCCGUACCUUGGCCGUUUCAUUGUAUUCGGCCAGCAUCAAAGAUGAGUCACGGAAGCCGUUGCGCGUGCUACGCUGAGUGCCCAAGGAGUCCUGGUGCACUGAGGUGAAACAUUUCUCGGAGGAUAUUAGCACCGAUUUGGUUGCAUUAAGUGGCAUGAAAUUCUUUUAUCUCACACGGAAAUUGGUGCUGAGCGGAUGUAACGUAUAGCUUUGCAUUCCGCUGGUCGCUUGUCCAUGAGCAGUCACGUGUGCUGGCACUUGGGCGCUUCGCCUAUUCAUUACUUCUGCACUCAUACUUUUUACCUGCCUAUGGCUUAUGUUCGUGGCAUGUACCACUGCCGUUGGACUUCGACCAUUUUUGCUUUGUUAUGUGAUUACCUUUACUUACUUCCUCUUGGUGCAAUCAGCUUUCUGAUUUUCGCUUACACGCUUUUUGUUGUCUUUCUUCAAGUUUACUUCCCUUUUUUAUACACAAGUAUCAAUUUACCAUAUUCAAGCUAAAUAAUUAAUAGUCCUGUUUACUGGUUUUCUGGGAUUCUGGUUUUCUUCUUUUCUGCUUUCUGUUAUUGUGUAUUUUAUAUUAUUAGGUUGCUGGAACUGUAGUGACAUAUGAGUUGGUGCUUUUAUAAUUCCUUCAGGAUAACAAACUUCCAAAAUGUGAAAGCAGCAUGCGUAAACUGUCAUAUCCCGGCAACAACAGUUCGCAUUGAGCUUAGGUAAGUGGGUGGAUUACAAUUAAUUGUUGUACAAAUGCUAUGAUAUCAACUCUGUAAGCAGAAUAGAUUUGUUCUAUGAAUCAUCAAAAUAAAAAUGUAAAAAAUA